CCAAAUCUCAAUGCCCGGCCCAAGCUUCAAGCUCUCUCUCGAACAGGCUUCGCUCGCUCGCGUGCGCUUCCCCGGUUCGAACUCGAACGGGGGGGGGGGAUCAAAAACCAGAGAUCACCAAAGCUGACGAAGUUCGAGCACGACGAUCGAUGGACGCGUGACCGAUGGAUCCUCCCUCCCGCACGCACGCAGAAUCACCCGCGCAGCGCCUCUCCGACCGUCACCGCGGCGCGCAUUCUGCGCACGGACGCCGAUAGCUAGGUCAAGCUCGAGCUGCUGCUGCUGCCGCUUCUUCUUCGCCCAGCCGAGAGCGCGCCGUGCCUCGGUGGUUUUCGAUACGUUUCCGCGGUUGAUCGUCGCAAUUCAGCAGGUGACUCUGUUCUUGGUUUUCUGUCGGAUUACGGUAGUCCUUGUGAGCAGUGUGUUAAUUAUCAAUGUAGUUGUUAACGUUGCCCUUUGGAACACCCAUUGGUUCUCGGUUUCAAUGAUGAAUUCCCACCAUAUCCAGAUUUAGAGGAGGUCAUUGUAGAUUGUUGAAUCAAUGGAAGGCGGAAGCUUGUAGAAAAAAGUGUUGGAAUGCAUGGAUGUAGUGGAGAGUCCACUCUCCUUGUAAAUGCUGAGGUUGAUUCUUCCAUGGGUGGAGUUGCUGACUGUGGAGUUGGCACUAGUAUCAAAGCCUCUCCACACCAAGCAGCAAUUGAGAAGGCUCAAACAGAACUUGGACUGGAAUAUGACUAUCGUGAAGAACGGAGAAGAGAGCUGGAAUUCCUUGAGAAAGGAGGCAAUCCUUUGGAUUUUAAAUAUAGCACUGCAACUGCAGCCAGUGUGCAAUCAACUUCGCUUACUGAUCAACAUUUGGAGCAAGUGGCAACCAGUGAAGCAAGGGGUAGUUUUGCAUUGGCUGCAUCACCUCAUGGGGACUCUCUUGAGAGUAGUGAUAGGCCUCGACUUCUCUGUGGUUCAAACUGUGUCGAUAAUCAAUUAGAUUCUAAUGGUGAGGGCCAUUUGGUUGAAGGAGAAAAGAACUCAAUGCGUGGUGGUAGAAGGAAUAAGUUUGCUCCUUCUAAGCAGUCAUCUCAAUUUGAUGGGAGUCAAAAUGCCAAGGACUCUGAAGAGUCUGCUAUAUUUCGUCCAUAUGCUCGAAGGAAUCGGUCAAGGCCAAACCGUGAUGGUGCCCGAUCAAGUUCUGCUGAUAUGUUUCACGGUCAUGGUUGUCAUGGAUUAUCUUUAGCCAUGCGAGUGGGUUUUAGAGACCCUAAGAGUUCAGUAUCCGAAAUAAUGAACCACAAGGAAGAGAGUUUGCUGAUGAUCACUAGACCGAAAUGCUCAAGUGCCAAGGGCAACAAAAGAAUUCAGUCAGAUAUUGGGGUAGAUGGUGAGAAGGAUCUUGAAUCAACUUCUGUUCAUGCAGAGAGCGACCAUCCUGGUGGUAACUUGGAUGUUGCAGUUAAAAUCUCAAGGGAUAACCGAAGUACUAGAUCAGUUAAAGUUGAUUUAACGAAGAAUGCAGUAGAUAUGGAUUCUGGUGUUUCAGAUAUUCGAGCUAGAGAAAAUUCGGCAUUUGCUGAUACUGAUCUUCCGUCCGCAGUUGUAGCAAAAGUUGAAGAUGAAACUAGUUCUGGUGUAGUGAGUAGUUUUGCAGACGAACAUAGUGACCGGAGAAACCAUGUAAAUGAGUGUCAAAAUAAGGCUGCUGCAUUUGGUGUGACGGGUUUGGACUCAGAAUCUUCCUGUACCCGCACUAGUACAGGCGCAGAUGUACAUAAUGAUUGUGAUGUUUAUAAUAGUUCAAAAACUGCCUGUAUCACUGUGAAUGCCGGGAUGCUUCCAUCUGAACCUGAGGCUAGUGAGAAGUUAAUUUCUGAAGAAAUUGUAAAAGAGCCAAAUGACAGCAAAAGUACUGAAUAUGAUGCUCUUUCAAAAGAUGAGAAUAAAUCUGAUGCUCAUGCCCAUGUAGCUAAUGGUGCCAUUUGUAAAGGUGAAGAAAUGCAUGAAAGAUCUGGCCCCGAAAAGGAGGUGCAAAAUUCUCCAGGAGGCAGGGGGAUGGUACAGAUUGGACAUGUUGCGUCAGCAAUUGAAAGAGAUAGAAGCAAAAGUUUUGAUGGCAAUCCCAUUAUCCAGGAAAAGAUUCCCCUUGGAAGACCUCAAGGAAUUGAUGUUUUAGCUUGUGAACAGAAAAGUUCUUCUUCAGAGAGGGAUCAUGCUGUUCUUUUAGACCCUAAGAUUUGUUGUUUGGACAACUUGAACUUGGUAGAUAAGGCAAGAGAGGAUCGUGUCGUGGAAGAGGCACAAAUAAUUGAGGCACGUCGUAAGAGGAUUGCUGAGUUAUCUUUUGGUGCUAUAAAGUUGGAGAACCGUCGGAGAUCUCACUGGUAUUAUGUCCUUGAAGAAAUGGCAUGGCUGGCAAAUGAUUUUGCACAGGAGCGUGUUUGGAAAAUGACUGCUGCAGCUCAAUUAUGUCAUCAAAUUGCUUCUGCAUCACAGUUGCGAUUUGAAGAACAAUAUCGUCAGAAAAAGCUGAAAAAGUUAGCAUUCAACUUUGCGAAGGCUGUGAUGCAAUUCUGGCAUGUAGCGGAUAUGCUUGCUUAUGGUGAUGAUGCAAGUUUUGACAUGAAAAGCGACCAUUGUCUGGAAGAUGGACCAAGGAAGAGAGAUGACAAUGAUUUGCAUCAUGACAAAAGCAGAAAAAUCCAGAAGAUGCAGGUACUAUGUUCCGCAAAAUUUCCUUCGCUUGCUGUUCAGGGAUAUGCCAUGCGGUUUUUGAAAGAGAACAGGCUACAUGUUCCUGCCUUCAAAGCUGAGGCAUUAACAGAUACAGAGGAAGAGACAGACAUGGAGAUUUCCCAAUUAUCCCAUGACAAUCAUCUUACAGGAGAUAGUAUCUUUUACACAAUUUCCUUUGGUGCAAUGGAGACAUACAGGAAGUCUGUUGAAUCCUGUGUGACACAGUGUGAGAAUACGGAAAGUAAUAUGCAGGAGGAAGUCAAUUCAUCCUUGCCAGAGACAAUAUCAGUCUAUGGAUACCAAGCAACUCCUCAUAACGAAAAUGAGCGAGAGACAUGCAUGUACAAUCUUUCUGGGACCUUCAAAGGUAGCAAGUUGUCAAAACCUUUCCAGAAGAAUCAGAAACGCUUUAAGUCAUACACUUCUGGAUCGUAUGAAAUGGCAGCUGAUUUACCCUAUGGAGAAAACAGAAUGGGGACGCAACAGUCAUUUUUUAUGGGCAAGAGAGCUGCUAAUCUCGAUGUUGGUCCAGUUCCACCAAAGCGCAUGCGAACUACUCCCAGACAGAGGGUCUUAAGUCCCUUGAAUGGUGGAGCUGGUUUGAGGGGUUAUACCAAAAGUGAUGCUUCUAGUGGAGAUACCAAUUCUCUUCAGGACGAUCAGAGUACACUGCAUAGUGGAUCACAGGUUCAGAAAAUUAUGGAGGCUGAGUCAGUUGGGGGCCUUGAAAAGCAGUUGCCGUAUGACUCUGCGGACGCCUCAAUCAAAUCCAAGAAAAAAAAGAAACAAAAGCUUCUGAGUUCUCCAUACGAGCAGGAUUGGCAGCUGGAUUCCACUGUUCACAUUGAACAGGUAUUCAUUAAUGCCACCAUUGUUGCACAGAGGGAUCAAUUGAAGAAGAGGUUAGAGAAUCAUUAUUUUGAUUCAAAUAGAGCCAGUGCCAAGAAGCCAAAGAUGAUCAAGCAAUCACCUGAUAAUACUUUUGACAACAUCACGUCAGUGACUGGGUCCAUCCCUUCUCCUGUAGCAUCUCAAAUGAGUAACAUGUCCACCCCGAACAAAUUGGUAAACUCGACUAACGGUCAUGAUAGGAGCACGAAAGUGAAAGGAUUUAAGAUGUCCACAGUGCAGCCAGGUUCUGGAAGUCUUUGGUCACUAGUUGAGGACCAGGCUCUUAUCGUCCUGGUACAUGAUAUGGGUCCAAAUUGGGAGCUGGUCAGCGAUGCAAUCAAUAACACUCUACAAUUUAAGUGUCUAUUCCGCAAGCCUAAAGAAUGUAAGGAGCGUCACAAGUGUUUAAUGGAUAAGAAUGCUGGUGAUGGGGCUGAUAGCGGUGAAGAUUCGGGGUCGUCUCAUUCUUAUCCGUUUACUUUACCAGGCAUUCCUAAGGGAAGUGCAAGACAGUUGUUUCAGCACUUGCAAGGGCCUAUGGUGGAACAAGCUUUAAACGAACACUUUGAGAAAAUAAUUAGAAUUAGCCAGAAGCAGCAUUACCAAAGAAUUACGAAUGACAGCCAUAAUCAAAAGCAAAUACCUGUCCACCACUCUCAUUUUGUUGCUCUUUCUCAAGUUUGUCCAAAUAACCUCAAUGGAGUUUUUCUCACACCUUUUGAUCUCUGUGAAACAACUGCGCCCCCCGUGUAUCAAGGUUCUCAAGCUAGUAAUCUAGCAUCAUCAAACCAAUGGGCUGUGCCACCAAUGCUUGCUACAUACGGGGAAAAUAAAUCUGGGGAAAUUUCAUCAUUACAUGGAUCAAGCAGUAUGGUUCUUGGUCCUAACUCCUUGUCAUGUACUGAUGCACUCACAGCCUCUUGCAGAUUUAAUUUUCCAAGAACAUUAUCUACGCCAGUUGAUCAGCAGAAUACGACGCAGCAUUAUAAUCAAAUGACAUCUCCUGUGAACAUGCAACAACCCAACCUAUCUGUUUCUGGGCCUCUCUCUGUGACUGAUUGUGAUGUCCGUAUGAAGCCUGGUGGAAACGGUGUGGUUGUGAAUAGUGGGAUGGAUGGAAGCAUGCCAAUGUCUCGAUUGGAGAUUCAUGGAAUGACCUCGUCAUCAGUGCUGAGUACUAGCAGCAUGAUGGGUAUGCCAAGUCCUGUAAAUAUGCACCCUAGACCUGAUUCUGCACAAGGAAACUCAACCUUGCAACCUCGUGAGGCUCUGCAUUCGGUGAGGCCUGACCAUAUCUCGGAGCAGCAAACCCAAAGGUUGGUUCCGGGAUUUCAAAAGCAGGUCACUCAAGGGAAUAUUCAAGGCGUUCCUCCUCUUAAUGGGUUGGGUUGUGCGUUUUCUAAUCAGGCAACUCCAACUCAGAUGUAUCCAGGCCAUUCUCAGCAGCAAUAUCAAUCGUCCUCUCGACAACCUCAUCUGCCUAAUAGUCCUUAUUAUCGCCCUAAUAUUCAGGGGCAGAAUCAAGCAACUGAUUUGCCACAGCAAACUUAUGCAAUCCGUAUUGCUAAGGAAAGACAGCUUCAGCAGCAGCAUCUCCAACAGCCUCAGCAGCAGCUCUCUGGAUCUAAUAAUGCUGUCACGUCGCAUGUGCAACCACAACCUCAGUCUCCCAUUCCGUCUUUGCAGAAUAGUUCCCUGCAACAAUCCCAGUCACCAUCGCAGUCAAUGCCCAUGUCACCACAAACACCCUCUUCACCAAUGGCGCCGAUAUUUUCUCCUCAACAUCCUCAGAAUUAUCCGCUCCAACCUCAUGCUCUUGGCCUAAAUCAUCAGAAUAAUACUAUUAGUUGCUCGACUAAUCAGACUGGAAGGCAACGUCAACGUCAGCUGCAGCAACAGCAACCUCAACAAUAUAGCAGGCCCCCUCCUAAAAGGCAGCAACAGAAGCAAGCUAUGAAGGGAAUUGGGAGAGGAAAUAACUUGGUGAAUCAGAACCUCUCUUCUGACCCUUCGCAUCUGAAUGGUCUCUCUAUGGCUCCAGGAAGCCGGGGGGUGGAGAAAGGCGAUCAGGUAUUGCAGUUCGCGGAAGGUCAAGGUUUUAGGAAUCCUGGGUCAACGGUAAAUAAUCCUGUCCGACCACCUAAAUCCCAGAUUCCUUCCAAUCCCAAUCAUCCCCAGCUGCAGCAGACGCUGCUUUCUGGUCCCACAUCUCCUGUGUCAAAGCAAAUAAAGCAGAUUCCUUCUAAGUCUGAUAGUAGCUCUGCUGAGCAUGUGUCAUCCAUUCCAAACAAGGCCAUUACAUCUCCACUGACAGCUUCUAACCAUCUACAGGCACUGCACAUACAUCAACAACCCACACAAAAGCUGGUUAAUCCCGUUCGACCACCGUAUGCUGUCUUUCAACAAAGCCAUCCAAUGACAUCCAAGCCAUCUAUUAAGUCUCAAACCAACCAAGCUCAACUUGACUGGAGACCUGUGAAUAAUAGUACUUCUCAGGAAAACACUGCUGCAACGGCAGCUCAAGCCUCUGUUGAUUCAGCUAAUGCAGCACCUGGUAAAAAGUCUCAACCAUUAUAUGCUUCUCGUUUGUCAGCUCCACCUCCUCGUGUGGGUUUUGUUGGAAGACCACUUACUGCAAAUAUGGCCGGAAAUAAGUCAAUACCAUAUGUAGGCCAGAGUACAGAGCGAUGUCGAGAACCAGGUAGCUUGUCUUCUCAUGGUCAUAGCAUUGAUUGCUUAGGGACACAGCUGGGGCAGAAGCAGUCACAACCUAUGAUGCCACCCCUCAUGCCUCGGCCGUCACCCAAGCAACAGUAUCAGCUGCAAGAACAGUUUCUAAAGUCUGAAGAGCAACAAGAAGCACUUCAAAAACCACUGCCAAAGUUGCCUCCUCAGCUACAAAGGCAGCAUUUGCAAGCAGGGCAAGGAAAUUGACAUGUGAUGCAAGAGAAAUUUUUUUUUUCCGGAAAGCAUGAUGCUAGAUCUUGAAUUCGAAUGGUCAAUUCAUUAGACAAAACAAGGUAUUACUCCCCCAAGUGAUGAAUGAGCGUGUCCUUGUGACAACUCUGUACAGGGAUUGAUACUGAUUUUGUGAGCAUCCAUGCAAAUGGAGUUGGCUACUACAAAAAUAGACCUUGGAAGUAAGAAUGGCUAGGAGCUAUGACCGUUUACUUCAAGCUAUCUGAAAGGUUAAUUGAAGGAUUGUAGCAGAUCGUUUGUUUAUUGACUUUUUGGAAUCAUGUAUAGUAACACUUCUCAGGUUUUAAUCGAGAGGAGACCAGUAUAGAGUUUUUUGUACAGAGGUCUCAUCUCUCCUUUCCUUCUCCUCUAGGUGUUUUUUGGUUCUCUUGGCUAAGUGGACUGUUGCACGUGUAAUUACCCUUUCAGAUCAAGUGGGUAGCAAUUACUGUCACAGGCAAAGGCUUAGAACAUUGUGUGAAUAUAAUGGUUCCUGGUGUAUAGACUGAUCUUCUCAAUGCAGUUAUUUGGCCUCACUUUUUUUCCUUA
Syzygium oleosum is the source of this 7122-nucleotide messenger RNA. RefSeq names its product chromatin modification-related protein EAF1 B-like. Bases 577 to 6549 code for a protein of 1990 amino acids. The record is from RefSeq and is a predicted model, not a curated record. Gene Ontology annotation, cellular component: NuA4 histone acetyltransferase complex. The transcript is spliced from 24 exons. Lineage: Eukaryota; Viridiplantae; Streptophyta; Magnoliopsida; Myrtales; Myrtaceae.